GCUGACUCCCUUACCUUGCGGCCGUCGCUCAAGUUUUCCCCAAUCUAGCGCUGUGACUCCCUUCACUCCGCGCUCACGGUGACGGGUGGUGCGCCGAGGUCUCACCAAAGCCUCCCAGUCCCCUAUCCUCGCCUACAGAGUCACUAAGGUCCUGCUCUUCCCUCCGGAUUCCUGCGUCGCGUGGAGAGCCUUUGGUCGGGUGAGGUAGUCGGAGCUCGGUAGACACCGGAGUUGGGUCGCCUAUGCCGGAGCGAUGCUGGCCGAGGAUCUGCACCUCAGGAAGACACCCCACCUUCCCGAGCCCUAAGGCUGAGUUUCUCCAUCAGGAUCUCUGUGUCGUUGAGGUGAUUUCCGGCGUUGAGUGGUUCAUGGUGGCAGUCCCAGCCACAACUGCCGGCUGUUGUUCUUCAUCCGGAGAUAAGAAGGACUUUGAUCGAGACAGGAGACGUGACGAAGUUGACGUCGGAUCCAGCUUACAUAUAGAGGUAGCUGAUAGUGAUGCCAGUACACUUGGGGGAUCCCGACUGCCAGUCCCACGUCACUUUCGAGGACGGGUUUCCGAUUUUGUUUAGAUUUCUAGUUGUGAGUUGAACUUUUUAAUUUUGGUAUUGUAAUAACCCUUUUGGGACUUGAUGUAUUUUGUGGUUGCUCGUUUUGUCGAGGAGUCUAGCCGGGUCGGCCCGUGGUGAGUUCUUUUGGUAUUUUUGGUACUUGUAGUUCAUUUUCCGUUGUGUUUGGUUUACCAGCCGAGUGGGCGAUUUAUUA
This is a messenger RNA of Zingiber officinale, 765 nucleotides long. RefSeq lists its product as uncharacterized. Bases 243 to 572 code for a protein of 109 amino acids. The record is from RefSeq and is a predicted model, not a curated record. NCBI's taxonomy places the organism in Eukaryota, Viridiplantae, Streptophyta, Magnoliopsida, Zingiberales, Zingiberaceae. The transcript is spliced from 4 exons.